GUGACUCAGAUGAUGGUGACGGCAGCUGGGAGAGGAGGUUAGCCGAGCUACGCUGCAUAGAUGCUCUCACUGCCGCACACAACAGAAAGCAAGAACAAGGCAAAAAUCCAAUGAUGGACGGGUUCGCAGGGGACAUACUGAAUGGCGGCCGAGCUCUUCUGGGCGAGGACAGCUCUGUGAUGGCCCGCAUGCAGAAGAAGUUCUGGAAGACCAAACAGGUCCUAAUCAAAGCCACAGGCAAGAAGGAGGACGAGUAUGUGGUGGCGUCUGACUCUGAUGUGGACGCCAAACUCGAGUUCUUUCGCUCGGUUCAGGCCACAUGCACAGAGCUGUUGAAAGUGAUUGAGAAGUACCAGCACAGGAUUACACGCUUGUCUCAGGAGGAAAACGAGCUUGGCCUGUUUCUGCGCUUCCAGGGCGAACAUGAUCGCACCAAGGCUGGCAACAUGAUGGACGCCACUAGCAAGGCCCUGUGCACCUCUGCCAAGCAGAGGAUGGCACUUCGUGCACCACUACACCGUUUGCACCAGGAAGUGGAGACUUUCAGACAGCGUGCCAUCGCUGACACACUGCUGACAGUCAGUCGUAUGGAGAAGGCCCGGACAGAGUACAGAGGAGCUCUGCUCUGGAUGAAAGACAUAUCCCAAGAACUGGACCCAGACACCUACAAACAGCUGGAAAAGUUCCGCAAGGUCCAAACCCAGGUCAGAGGGUCAAAGAGCCAGUUUGAGAAGCUGAAGAAUGAUGUAUGCCAGAAGGUGGACAUGCUGGGAGCGAGCCGCUGCAACAUGCUCUCCCACUCCCUCUGCACCUAUCAGACCACUCUGUUGCACUUUUGGGAGAAGACAGCCCACGCCAUGUCUGGAAUCCACGUGGCCUUCCAAGGACACGUACCAUACCAGUUCACCACACUCAAGGACCUGAGGGAUCCACUGGAUCAGAUACCUGACUCUCCCAAAAAGGAAGAUAAAAAAAAGAAGGCUCCACAGAGCAACACAGACAGUCUGGUAUCCUUGGAUGAUGACGAACCAUCAGGAAGUGCCUUUGCUUCAAAACUCACAGACAGUGAUGAUGGAAACAGCAAAAGCAGUGACUUUGCACAUCAAAAAGCCAUCACAUCCUCUCCAGUCUCACUGGAUCAGAGUAGAGCUGCAGCAGCAGCAACAGCAGCAGCCUCUGAUGACAGCCUGAUGCUCAUGGCCCCAAAGUCACAGCUCCUGACCCUGACGAAUGUCCCACUGCAGCCUCCGCUCCUGUCUCCUUCUGGAGACCAGAGUGAACCCUGGGGCUAUGGAAAUUUCCAGUCCAGCCUCUCUCACCUGCCUGCCUCCGAAUGUCCACCUCUAUCUGCAGGAAUGGGGCUGAGACCAGAAGAUGAGGAGAGUGAGAGGGGUGACAUGGCUUUCCUCAAAGAUCUUCUCAGCCCAGGUCCAGGGGCCAGUGAUGAGUUCAGCAGAGAGUGGCAGGAUGCUUUUGGGAUGUUUGAGCCUCCCAGAGUUCCUCCUGAAGACACGGGGGCAGGGAUUGGUGGACAAGCAGCAUGUCAGCCCAGCCCUGCAGGCUUCCUGCCCUCCCAGCUGCUGGAUCACAGUCUGAGCGCUACAGGUUGGUCAACCCCACCUAUGUUUAAAGCUCCGCCCAUGCAGCCUUCGCCUGAUCAAGGCCAAUCAGCCCAGUGGGCUCCGAGUUCUGCUGUUAAUGCUGCAGCUGCUCCUCCAGGUGGAUCCAAAGACAUGUCUGCCUGGUUUAACCUAUUCGCAGACCUGGACCCGCUUUCCAAUCCAGAUGCCAUUGGACGCUCUGCAGAUGAGCUGCUCAAUGCCUGAGGCUUUGUGUGCGUGCGUAUGUGUGCAACCGUGUGGGCAUUAGUGUAUAUCUCGAAGGAUUACAGAAACUUUCCAUGCCCGCACCCUUAGAAAAACAGUGAAAUACACACAUGUAUUUUGGUUUCAAGGAGACAUGUGCUGCACGUACAAUAACUCCUAUUUCUAACUCACUGGAAAAUAACACUGAACACUGUAAAAGGACAAUGGUCUAUCAUAUUAUAUCAAGAUGGUUGAACUGUUGUGCUCACUGCUGCCCUCUGCAGCUGGAAAAAAGACAGUUCACACAACUCAAGACUCAAAUCUUGUGCGUUACUUUUCACUGUAUGUACUGCGAAAAGAAUUGGUUAAUGGGUGUUCUGUGGACAAGAGUGUGCUUCAGUGUUUUAAUCAUGUUUGCAUUGUUAGGGUGUGUCAGUUUGCUUUGUGUACACACCUCACAAGGUUGUCUAGGAUUUAAGUCUGUUUAAUCUGUAACGUUUGUGUGUAGUUGCACACGUUUGUCAAAGAUGAAUGAAGAGCAUAGUGUAAAUUGACAUGUACUGGAUAUAGAGUCGGUGCGUAUGAGACAAAACACGAUUGUAUGUGAUUGAAGCUCAAUCUGCACUAAAACCCGUUUUUCCACAAAGUUUGAGUUCAUGAUGGUGAUCCUCGUGACUCAGUGCAGCUGUGAGCGUGUUCACGUAGAAAAGCCAGAAUAGUUACAUGUAACCUUUUUAAGAGCAUUAAAUAAGACAAGCAUCAACAGUGGUUCUGUUACUGUCACAGCUGGUGAAAUGUUAUGUAUAAUUAAUAGAGAAGUGGAAAUUUAAGAAAGAUGUGUUUAGGUUAACUCAAACAUGGCUGGCCUUGAUUAAUAAUUUGGCAUAGUGGCUUAGAAUAUAAACUAAUUUAUCUUUUCAUUUUACUUUAUAAUUUUGUGAUUGCCUUUUUUACAACACUAGGAAGUUAUGUUUUUGCCCACAUUUGUGAGUAACCAGGCCAAGUAAUGCUGCUACAGUAAAAUCUGAAUUUAUGGAAGUUAUAAGUUAAUGUUUGUCUUUUGUGAGGGGAAGACUGAAGUAGUUUAAGUGUAAUGUGGCAGCAGGGAAGACCAUUACCUCGAUAGCAAACUCAUUUUCCAAAACAUUGACUAAAGAUGUGAUAAAAACAAUGUUUACACAAAGUCCACUGUAAUCAACCAAAUAUCAAUUAUACAGCCAAGUGUUUAUUCAAUCAGAGCAGAUGUCCAGUCUUAAGUUCGUUCAAAAAUUUGUGAUGGAACUUAGAAAUGUCAUCAACCAACUGCUGCAAGCUGAAUCUAAUACAUGUCUGAUACAGAUGUGUUGAAUAAUAAAGGCCAAAAUAAAACAACCAACCUAGGACAUUUCAUGAUUGAACACGUGGUGGGAUUUCUGACCAGUUAAAAAAAGUCACAUUUGUUUUAGUUGUCUUCUCAUUCAAGAAACUUAUCAGUGUUGAUAUAAAUGUAAAACAAACUAAAAUGACAAACACUAAAAAGAAAAUAUAUACACAUUCAACCAUGUUCAUUCAUCUUUAGUCAUCUUCCUCCUCUGCCUUAAUCUUCUUUUUCUUCUUCUUCUUUUUCGAUGACUGAAAUAAAAAAAGGUUGGUUUUAAAAAGUACCCAAAAAUAAAAACAGUUAUAGAACAGUCAAAACUCUGUAGAUCCAUUUUAAGAGCUGGAAUAAAGACAAAAAUCACUCA
Solea solea (common sole) is the source of this 3529-nucleotide messenger RNA. RefSeq names its product islet cell autoantigen 1-like (gene ical1). Bases 111 to 1826 code for a protein of 571 amino acids. Gene Ontology annotation, cellular component: Golgi apparatus. Gene Ontology annotation, molecular function: protein domain specific binding. Gene Ontology annotation, biological process: regulation of transport. The record is from RefSeq and is a predicted model, not a curated record. NCBI's taxonomy places the organism in Eukaryota, Metazoa, Chordata, Actinopteri, Pleuronectiformes, Soleidae. The transcript is spliced from 15 exons.